AUGCCAGCAGCAACAUCAACAGAAACAAUUGCACUCUCAGAGAAACGCGUCGUCGUCCACCCCCUCGUCCUCCUCUCCGCAGUCGACCACUACAACCGCUCAGCAAAGGGCACGAAGAAACGUGUCGUCGGUGUCCUCCUCGGGCAAAACAAUGAGUCUGUGGUUAAUGUCGCCAAUUCUUUCGCAGUUCCGUUCGAAGAAGAUGAGAAAGAUCCUUCAGUGUGGUUCUUGGACCACAACUACGUCGAAUCCAUGAACGACAUGUUCAAAAAGAUCAACGCCCGCGAAAAGCUGAUCGGAUGGUACCACUCCGGCCCCCGCCUCCGCGCCUCCGAUAUCCAAAUCAAUGAGGUCUUCAAGAAGUACACCCCAAACCCCGUCCUCGUCGUUAUCGACGUCCAACCAAAAGUCGGACUUCCCACAGAAUCCUACUUCUCCGUCGACGAGAUCCGUGAUGACGGCUCGAGUACGUCCCGAACAUUCGUCCACGUCCCCUCGAGUGUGGAGGCUGAGGAGGCGGAGGAAAUUGGCGUGGAACAUCUCUUACGCGACAUCAAAGACAACGCAGUCGGAACCCUUGCGACGCGAAUCACGCAACAACUCCACUCCCUCCAAGGUUUACAAUCACGCUUGGAAGAAAUCGCAACAUACCUCCAGAAAGUCGUCAACGGUGAACUACCCGUCAACCACCCCAUCCUGGGCUCCCUUCAAGAUAUUUUCAACCUCCUACCUAACCUUUCAUCACCAGCAACCGCUCUUGGUGUCGCAGAACCUGGACAGAACGAUUCCUGCGCUAGCCAACACUCCGAACUCUCUCGCUCUCUUCUGGUGAAGACGAAUGACCAGUUGAUGUGCGUCUACAUCUCUUCCCUCAUCCGCGCAGUAUUGGCGCUCCAUGACCUUAUCGACAACAAAAUCCAGAACCGUCAGUUGAAUGGUGAAGAUAUCGAUGGAGAGGUGGAGAAGAAGUUGGACGAGGGCUUGAAGGAUGCGGGGGAGAAGAAGGCUGAUGAUGCUGAUGAGGCGGUAAAGGAGGGGCCGCCUAAGGGUGGGUUGAUCUAG
Molecule: messenger RNA, 1062 nt
Organism: Saitoella complicata NRRL Y-17804
Lineage: Eukaryota; Fungi; Ascomycota; Saitoellomycetes; Saitoellales; Saitoellaceae
Product: 26S proteasome regulatory subunit rpn-8
Exons: 2
Coding region: 1-1062 (353 amino acids)
Biological process (GO): proteasome-mediated ubiquitin-dependent protein catabolic process
Cellular component (GO): proteasome complex; proteasome regulatory particle
Molecular function (GO): protein binding; metallopeptidase activity
Source: RefSeq, a predicted model, not a curated record